Messenger RNA from Capsicum annuum, 1712 nucleotides. RefSeq names its product E3 ubiquitin-protein ligase PRT1. Gene Ontology annotation, molecular function: zinc ion binding; ubiquitin protein ligase activity. Bases 88 to 1464 code for a protein of 458 amino acids. The record is from RefSeq and is a predicted model, not a curated record. Lineage: Eukaryota; Viridiplantae; Streptophyta; Magnoliopsida; Solanales; Solanaceae. The transcript has 7 exons. Gene Ontology annotation, biological process: proteasome-mediated ubiquitin-dependent protein catabolic process.
GGCUUUUUCAUUCAAAGCUGACGGAAAAAAAAUAUUGCUUAAAAUCUUGAUCCUUUUUUUACCCACAAAAAUUUUGCAGCUUUCAACAUGGAAAAUCUUCAAGAAAAUCAUCAAAACAUUCAAAUUGAAGAAAUCCCAGAUGAGUUUCAGUGCUGUGUUUGCCUGGAACUUUUGUAUAAACCAGUUGUGCUAGGGUGUGGUCACAUUGCUUGUUUUUGGUGUAUAUUUAAAGCUAUGAAUAGUUGGAGGGAAUCACAUUGUCCGAUUUGUCGACACCCUUAUCAUCAUUUUCCUAGUGUUUGUAGAUUGAUGCACUCUUUGGUUGUAAAGUUGUAUCCUUUAGCUAGUGCAAGAAGGGAAAAACAAGUAGCAGAGGAGGAGGAGGAAGUAGGACAUUGUUCGCCUCAGUUUGAUGAUUAUUUAUCAGAAUCCCGUUGCAAGAAAGAUAGUGUUCCAGACAAUGCUUCACCUCAUUGUGGUCCUUCGCAGAAAUGUGGUUCAGCAGAGGAAGGAGAGCAUUCCUCAGGAGAUGUUUCUUUAGAUCCCGCAACAUCGAGUUCUGAACCCAGUAAGGACGCAAUGUCAAAAGAUCUUAACUUUGCAGGUGAAAUUACCGGAGCAAGUGAAAAGCAGGUGCUUAUGAGAUAUUUGCUUUGUGGUAUCUGCAAGCAGUUGUUAUGCCGACCCGUAGUUCUUAAUUGUGGCCAUGUUUAUUGUGAAAAUUGUGUGAUCAAUCCUAGCGACAAGUUAUGUAGAUGUCCAGUUUGCCAACUGGAGCAUCCAAAUGGAUACCCCAACAUUUGUUUGAUUCUUGCACACUACCUGGAAGAGCAAUUUCCCGAGUUGUAUGCAUCAAGGGAAAAGGCAUCAGCGUACAGAGCUGCUCGUCAGAUGCCAUCAGCACAAAAUCAGGACGAAGCUGCUGGCUGCAAAUCACUACCUAGAUUUGAUCUUUCCGCAUGGUUAACGGGUGGAGGACCGCAAGUUCAUAUUGGAGUCGGUUGUGAUCAUUGUGGGAUGUGUCCUAUUGUUGGGGAACGGUACAAAUGCAAAGACUGCAAGGAGAAAAUAGGAUUUGACCUUUGUGAAGGGUGUUAUAAAAGCUCGUCAAAGCUUCCCGGCAGAUUUAAUCAGCAACACACACCAGAACACCAAUUUGAGUCAGUACAGCCAUUUCAAGUGAGAAAUGUGGUACUGAGGCUUCAACCUGAUCAACUUGAAGUGGACGGCUCCAUUGGCCUAGUUGAAUUUGUAGAGGAUAGUUCCGGUGAGCCACAGCACCUGGACGAAGAUUCCUUAGAGACCAACUCACCUCUAGAUGAUCUAAGAGAUGGUCAGGUGGGGAACAUAUCCUCAAGUGGUACUGGAGACGAUCAAGGUGGGAGAGAAUCUGCGUUGGGGAACAUAUCCUCAAGUGGCACUGGAGACGAUCAACGAGGGAGAGAAUCUGCAGACAGUAUUUAGGCAAAUGCUAUGUCAAUUCUGAUCACUCUUUGCGUUCAUUCUCUCUCUCAUACUCGGCGAAUCAGGAUUUAAGAUUGCAACAAUACUUAUGGGAACUGCUUUUCCGGUUCUACUACUCUUUUACCUAUGGUUUUAUAUCUAUCAUACUGUACAGCUUUAUAUGGAGUAUUAAAGUUAUUGUUCGGUUGGACUUUGUACAUGGAUUCAUAUAAUAAUCGAAAAGAGGGUUAUGCUUCAUGCGAUAUAAA